GCGUCUACUCAUUUCAAACGGCUAAAGCAUUCUGAACAAAUCAAAACUCUAACCGCGUUGUUCAGAGACUUUGGCAGCCCGCGUGCUACUGUUGCUUUCUUAUUAUUUGUUUUGGCUAACUGUAAGUAGAUUUGUAAGUGUAGCGGUGGACUCUAGCAGGCUGCCUACACCUUCUUCCACAGUGUGACGUGUGAAGCGGUUAGCUUGAGGCUAACUCGGUCAGAGGAGAAGACGUGAGCAGCUCGACCUGGGGUCCUGCUCAGAAGAUGGACAGUGAAAUCCAAAGAGAUGGGAGAGUCCUUGACCUCACUGAUGAUGCCUGGAGGGAAGAUAAGCUGCCAUAUGAAGAUGUCACCAUCCCACUGAGUGAGCUGCCUGAGGCUGAGCAGGACAAUGGUGGAUCCACAGAGUCUGUAAAAGAACAAGAGAUGAAGUGGACAGACCUCGCCCUGCAGAGCCUUCAUGAAAACACACCGAGCACUGGAAGUUGAAAAACUUAUAACGCAAGUUGCAGCCACUUCCAAACAACUCUACACUUCAUCUCACAACUACUAAGACUGUAUUACAACAGGACAAUAAGGCCUACAAAAUCAAUUGCUAUUCACCUAUACUAUACCUAAAUGUGGAUUGUUUUGACCUCGUUCCCUGCCUUCUUCUCUUGAGGCACUACAUCUAACCAUAUUAUUCUGAACACUCGAAGGAAAAUGUCAUGACAUGCAUAACUUUGCUUUGAAAAUUACAUAUUAUCUCUUCCUGUGGCUGUCAGAUCUAUGCUUAGAUGGCUGUUGGUGUAACUGAAGCAACAGUCUCUUGGCUCCAGGCCUCUCUGGAAACCUCUCUGAGAGGUUGCAAUGAGAAAAUAAUAUCCUGGCUGCAGCUCCCAUCAUCAUUGUGUC
Messenger RNA from Seriola aureovittata, 896 nucleotides. RefSeq names its product anaphase promoting complex subunit 13 (gene anapc13). NCBI's taxonomy places the organism in Eukaryota, Metazoa, Chordata, Actinopteri, Carangiformes, Carangidae. Gene Ontology annotation, biological process: protein K11-linked ubiquitination. The record is from RefSeq and is a predicted model, not a curated record. The coding region runs from base 267 to 491 and encodes 74 amino acids. Gene Ontology annotation, cellular component: anaphase-promoting complex. The transcript is spliced from 2 exons.